Messenger RNA from Rubroshorea leprosula, 1783 nucleotides. The record is from the annotation of a GenBank genome assembly. Lineage: Eukaryota; Viridiplantae; Streptophyta; Magnoliopsida; Malvales; Dipterocarpaceae.
CUGACGAGGAGCUCUAAUCAAAUCAAAUCAAAUCAAAUCACUCCGCCAAUUCAAAGAUCGAUCCACGUGGAUUCCUUCCCUUCACUCUUCCCACGUAUCAACUCUCACGUAUAUCAUCUGCCAACCUCUGCAGCCUUUCUCUCUUUUUUUUACCUGCAACACUCAUAAAACCCUAUUGAAGCAGGAGAGUAAUUUUCCCCCUUUUUUUUCCUCUUUUGUACAGACAAAUUGCAACCACCGAACGCUUCCAGUUCCCCCAGCCCACCCAAAACAGGCAAACGUUGCAACAUGGAAAAUGGCAUUGCCAGGGAUAUUUUCAAUGCUUACAGAGGUCAAAGUUGUAAUAACACGACCUUCGCCUGGGAAACAGAAGAGCUUCAUCCGUCCAGAUUCUGUUGGGGUAACAACAAUAAUAGCUUGGAAUCGUACCAGUACGCCACUACUACCGCGCCCGUAACCGCCAGGGUGGAGACUGAUGAGUUCGCCACGCACACACAUGGAAGUGCGUCCCACGCGCUGGUGUUCCCUCACCAUCAGGGAAACGGUACUACCACCAGCACCACCACCGACAGCCAGUACUCUCUACACCACCGCAAUAGGUCCCACUUGCAUCCGGACCCGCAUCUCGUGUGCUUGAGGCUUGGGAAGCGGCACUACUUCGAGGACUCUACGUCUAUCGGCGGCAAUGGCUUUUCGAUUGGGAAGAGAUCAGAUGAAGUACCCUAUUAUGACUUUGGUGCCGAUGGGGUGCGGCCAUCCUCGUCGAGGUCGGCGGCCGUGCCUCAGUGUCAGGUGGAAGGGUGCCAGGUUGCGCUCGUGAACGUCAAGGAAUAUCACAGGAGGCAUAAAGUGUGCGAGAAGCAUUCCAAAGCUCCCAAGGUUGUGGUCUUGGGGUUAGAGCAACGCUUCUGUCAACAAUGCAGCAGGUUUCAUUUGGUGUCAGAGUUUGAUGACUCCAAGAGGAGUUGCAGGAAGAGAUUGGCAGGGCACAACCAGCGAAGAAGAAAGACUUCUCAUGACUCUAUCUCAAGAACCUCUUCUCAAGAAGGUGAUGGGAAUAGGAUGACCGAGAGAUUUCAGUACUUGUCAUCGCCGUCGACAGGGUGUGCUCACUCUCUUCUGUCAUCUGGUGCUGAUUCUUGGGUUUCCCCAUCUGAUCUCUCCUCAAGAUCUAGUGCUGCUUUGCGUGAGCUGAUUGAAGAAAAUCGGGCUUCUGUCCUAGCUCGCCAGCUAGUUCUUGACCCUGAUUGGCAGUUGCAUUUGCACCAACACUCAGUGGAGGACCUGGGAGAGGCUCAAACCAGCCCCAGUUUUGUCACAGAAGAGCAGCACCAUCAUCAAUUGCCUGAACCUCAUGGUUGGGAGAGGUUUUCAGCAACUGGGUCGAAUGUAACAUUGGAUCUGAUGCAGGCUUCAAGCUCAGCAGUCAGUAUGUAUUCUGUGAGGGGGGAAAAGCAAGGAAUUGAAGAGGAGGAAUAAUAAAUUAUAAUGCUUUCUGAUUUGUACCAUUCCAUGGAGGGAGCUCAUGUUAUUUGAAUUUAUUGCAAUAAUUCGUAAUCCUACAAUCUAGUGUGCUAGCUACUAGGAUUUGGUCCGAUGAUUUAUUGUCGGACAGUAUAAUUCCAUCACAAGGGAAAUUCAGAAGAAUUGCCAUUGCUUUUUCUCUGUAUCAUAUUUUCAUUUGAACAUAUGAUAAUUUAAUUUCUACAAAUUUUGAUUCAUAUAAGGGAAAUUUUAAUUUUAAUUUUUUUUUACUUUUGUUGAAUGAAAAAUUGUUGAGUGA